AUGGAGAAAACAAGAACAUACGCUGUCAUCGGUGCAGGUCCUGUAGGCUAUGUUUUAUCAAUAUUGCUAGCAUUAAAAGGUUACAACGUCGAGCUAUUUGAAAAGAGAUCAAAUCCAUUAACUACUCUUUAAUCUGAUGAGUGGAGAUCUACAAAUUUUUUACUUCUAUGUCGAGCUUUUCCCGCAUUUAGAAAGGUAGGAGUAUUAGAUGAAGUUUUAAAGUAUUCUGCAAAAGUUGAUAAAUUAAAAAUAGUCUUAAGUGAUCUUGAUGAAUUUGAACUUAACUAUAGAGGAAAGGGUCCUGAAGAUGUCGCAUUUUCUUUGAAUAGAAAGGAACUCUAAAAAGUUCUUGCUAAAAGGAUUUAAAAAUUCUAGGAUAAGAUUAAAAUUUAAUACAACGCAACUAUUUUAAAUGUGCAGAUAGAGAAAUCCAGUUUUGAUGUUAAGCAUCAAGAUGGAAAUGUGGAGAUUAAAAGUGGUUAUGAUAUGAUAUUUGGUACUGAUGGUAUUCAUUCAGCUGUGUAACAAGCAUUCUAAUAGUUGGCUGGAUUCAGCUUUUAACGAGAAUAUAAUGGAUAUGGCUAUACAGAACUCUAAAUACCUGCUUUAGAAUCUCAAGAAGGAAAUAAAUUCAGAGUUUAAGAGAAAACAUUUUUUCAUUGGCCAAGAAAAGAGUUAGAUACACAUAUGUGGGGAAUGCCAAAUUACAAUGGGGAUAUUAAUAUUGGCUUAAUUUUGAAGAUUGCUGGAGAAAAUUCAUUUGAGUAUUUUAAGACCUCAGGCUUCCAGGAAUUCUAGAAAUUUUUGUUUGAGCAUUUUCCUGACACUAGAUAUCUCAUGCCUAAUUUAAAAGAUUUAUAUGAUAAGUGCUAGUUGACUAGAAUAUAAACAAUGAAAUGCGGGCCAUGGAGAUUCGGAAAUUUUAUGCUAGUCGGUGAUUCUUCCCAUUGCUAAAAUCCUUUCGGAGGCUUAGGUUUUAAUGGCAAUAUGGAGGAAUGCUCCUUGAUAGAUGAUUUAAUUGAUAAGCAUUAAUGUAACUGGAAUCUCAUUGGAGAGGAAUUUUAUGCUAAAAGAAAGCCUAUUGCUGAUAAAAUGAAUGAAUACGGGGAUACUUAAUUUGCUAUCUUUAAAUAUAAACUUUUUGAGGAACCAAUCUAAAUAAGUAUGAUUAUUUAAGAUUACAUGAGUAGAUAUUACGGUGAUAUAUUCUAAACUGUAUCCUAACUAAUCAGAUAUUAGGAUAAAGAUUUCAUAGAAUGCUUGAAUUAUGGCCCAGUUUAAUCUAAAAUAUUUAAUGAACUAAAGAAGGAAAUACCGAAUUUCUUGGAUGUAGUUAGAACUGGAAAAUUUGAUCAAAGAGUAUAUGAUAUUUUGGCUAAAUACAAAGAUAUAACUGAUUUGAGAUAGAUUGAAAUUUAUUCAAAAUCAUAAGCUGAUAAAGCUUAGAGUGCAGGUAAAACAUAAGAAAAUUUAUUUUCAAAAUAUUUGCCUAGUUAUCACAAAAACAAGCCUAGACUUUGA
This is a messenger RNA of Stylonychia lemnae, 1521 nucleotides long. The record is from the annotation of a GenBank genome assembly. NCBI's taxonomy places the organism in Eukaryota, Ciliophora, Spirotrichea, Sporadotrichida, Oxytrichidae.